AAGGCUCUUCGAAUAGUUCUGCUGGUGACUUCCUUACGACAUUGAGGGCAAGUCUUGGACCUGACAAUGAGAAAAACUGUGGGAUAAGACUGACAUCACAUACUUGCUGUACCUUGGAUUUCAACGACAAAUCUUGGAUUAUAUAAGAGUUUUACCACCCGAUGAGUUGGCAGCGGCGACGUCGUAGGUUUGGUCGGGAUCCCGUUUGGUCGUCAUCGUCGUUGACGUUCGUUGAACGGUUGUGCACGGGUCAUGGGGCCAUAGCGGGUGUACACACAUAACCUUCAUUCUAUGGCACUCUAGUACUAAAUAAAGUUGAUAAUAUUUAUUAAAUAAAAAGUGGUAAGCAAUAGUCGAGAGGGAUAAAAUAUGAGUGGACAAAAAUUUCAGUAUGACGAAAGUGGUGGUACAUUUUUUUACUUUCUCCUUUCGUUCUUGGCUCUACUGCUAAUACCUGGGACCUACUAUUUAUGGCCACGUCGGCCGAAACAAGAUCCCGAACUUGUUUCCAAAGAAUGCCAGUGUGAUGGAUGCAAAAAGAAAAAAAUUAUAUUACAGUCAAGUGAACCUUGGAAAGAGACCAAGGCAUUACUUACGAAGUUCCUGAUCAUCUUUGGCUGGGUUGUACUUAUUUUACUAGCGUACAAAGUCUCCCAGUUUGACUAUGAAAUGGCUAACUUUGAUCCAUUUGAAAUCUUGGGUGUUCCAUCAGGAUCUUCACAAGGCGAAAUUAAAAAAGCUUAUCGAAAAUUAUCGCUCAUUCUCCAUCCAGAUAAGGAAACAGGGAAUGAAAAGGCCUUCAUGAAACUAACGAAAGCUUAUCAGGCAUUAACCGACGAUGAAGCACGAAAGAAUUGGGAAAAGUAUGGUAAUCCGGAUGGUCCUGGAGCUAUGAGUUUUGGAAUAGCCCUGCCGUCGUGGAUUGUAGAGAAGGAAAACUCAGUUUGGGUACUGGGAUUAUAUGCUCUGGUUUUUAUGGUUGCUUUGCCUACUGUGGUUGGUAUGUGGUGGUACCGAAGUAUUCGGUAUUCCGGUGACCAGGUGCUGUUGGACACCACACAGUUAUACUAUUACUUUUUCCACAAAACCCCAUCUAUGACUCUGAAACGAGUGAUAAUGAUCCUUGCUGCAUCUUAUGAAUUUUACAAAGGACGCAAUAAUGAAAUCGUAGAACGGCCUGGUGAUAACGAAGAAGUGCCAGCUCUCAUUAAACAGAUCAGUAAUUUGGGAGCCAAAAAUAAGGAGAGGCCUUUGUGCUACGUUUAUUCACUCAAAGCAAGAGCAUUGCUCCAUGCUCAUUUAUCUCGAAUGCCCUUAAAUCCGGAAACUCUGGAGAAGGAUCGACAGUAUAUUGUGAAAAAGUGUCCUUAUCUUAUACAAGAGAUGGUUACUUGCGUUAAUCAAUUGAUAUUGUUAGCAUAUGCUAGGCGAAUUCAGCGAUUACCAAGUAUCGAAACCAUCGAAAAUUGCAUGAAGUUGUGCCCUAUGAUUGUACAAGGAUUCUGGGAGUUCAGGAACCCUCUACUUCAGUUGCCUCAUAUUACAGAUGAUAAUCUGAAGUAUUUCCUUGCCAAGAAGCGUCAAAUUAAAAGUCUUCAACAAUUUGCACAAUUGAAAGGAGAAGAACGGAGACAAAUUCUCAGAGCUCUAACCGAUAGCCAAUACGAAGAUAUAAUGAAAGUUCUGGGCAGCAUGCCAUACAUUGAAUUUAAAGUCCGCUCUGAAGUUAUCGAUGACGAAAACCCGACAGUUUAUACUGCAGGAGCAAUAGUCACAGUGACAGUGUCCCUGACACGUAAAGACAUGAAACACUUAUUUGGAGACAAUACUGUAAAGGAACAAACCAUAAUUGAUGAUAGUAAAUCUGGUGCUGCUGGAGAAGGUAAUGAAGAGGUUGUAGAAGAAGAAAAUCAAGCUGUUAAGAAGCCUGCCUGGGUUAGGCAAAGAAAGGGCCCUAAGAAGUCAAACAAAAAGGGGGCAAACAAGAAAGCACCACCACCCAAAGCCGUACCAGUACAAACUCAAGCAACUGCGAGUUCGACUCAACAAAAUAAUACACCAAAUAGUAGGAGAAAAGAUGAUGCCAAACUUGAAAAAGAUUCACACAAAGAAGGGGUUUCAGAUGUUAGCGACACAGAAAUCGAUACAGAGAGAAGUGAUGAUGAAGAAAGUUCUCAUGAUAAGAAAGACUCCGCAGUUGAUGAUGACGACACAGAAUGGGAAAGAUUUCAGCAGAGGAUCUCAAAGCGGGAGAAAAUCCUUGAAGGAAGGAGCAAACUCUCACAUGACGUGCAUUGUCCUCUAUUCCCAGAAGCAAAGCAGGAAUAUUGGUGGGCAUAUAUUUGCGAUCGAAAAAGUCAUACGUUGCUCACCGCGCCAGUGCACAUCACGUCAUUGGCAAACUUUGAAGAGGUCCAACUACGAUUUACCGCACCUCGUUGGCCAGGUCUUUACACCUUCACUGUUUGCUUGCGUAGUGAUUCUUACAUUGGCUUUGACCAAGCCCAAGAUAUAAAGUUGGACGUUAAAGAAGCCCCUGAAGUACCAACAGAACAUCCGCAAUGGGAUAUCUCUGAUGAGGAAACAGCAGAGGAUGUAGAUCCUGUUGAUGAACAUUCCGAAUUUACCACAGACGAGGAUAUCAGUGACAAUGAAUGAAGCCCGUUAUUUUAAUAUACUAGUAACUAUUGAGGUGAUGCAUUCACGUCUUUUUUUUAACCUAGAAGGCUGACUUAAUAUUGUGUCAUCACCUGCAGAUCUUUGCAGUUGAAACUUAUUUAUGGAACUGUAUUUUUUGCCCCCCUAUUUUUCUCGAUGAUAAAUAAUUAAAUUAUUACUGUUGUACAGAUUCAAAGUUUGAAACAAAAUUAGUCUAGUUAGAAAAUAAAAAAAUUUCAUCGGUGUUUAUGUUAUUAUAUCAGAGAAGUUAGAAUUGAAAAAAUCAACUGCUUAAUGGAUACUGAAAUUCAAAAAUCAAGUCAAUUAAAUAUACAUAGUAACACAGUGUUGACGACAAACCUAUGUAGUACCUAAAAGGCACACUGUUUGAAAAACUAUCUACUCGGUCCAGAGGUAGAGCUGAAUAUUCUGUUUCCUGUAUCAUUUCCAUAUUCAUUUGAUUUUCAAUUGAUAGGAUAUAAAUGAUAAUAAUAGCCAGUAGCGAAUGCAUCUCCUUAACUAACGCUCCAGAAAUCUACUGGUUUUUUUACUCAAGUUAGAUCACAUGGGACUUUUGUAUAGGUAUGAAUUGAUCAUGUGUUAUUGUAUGUAUUCAAUAAAAAUCAUACGACAACAGAUUACAAAUUUUCCCAGACAUGGGAAAGGGUUAGUGAAUAUUUAUUUUAUCAUUGUUAAUUGAUUUAUGACCGUAGAAACUAUGUGUGCACAACUUUGUAAUAAAAUGAAGAUAUCUGUAUGUUUAAAAA
Molecule: messenger RNA, 3425 nt
Organism: Athalia rosae (coleseed sawfly)
Lineage: Eukaryota; Metazoa; Arthropoda; Insecta; Hymenoptera; Athaliidae
Gene: Sec63
Product: translocation protein SEC63 homolog
Exons: 13
Coding region: 370-2658 (762 amino acids)
Biological process (GO): post-translational protein targeting to endoplasmic reticulum membrane; SRP-dependent cotranslational protein targeting to membrane
Cellular component (GO): Sec62/Sec63 complex
Molecular function (GO): transmembrane protein transporter activity; RNA binding
Source: RefSeq, a predicted model, not a curated record